UUGCAUUCAUCACUCCCUUCAACCACUCUAAAGCGAAACAUUCUCGGCGGAGCCAAAGUAGGGUAACUCACAGACACCGCAAAGACGAUGUCGUUGAAGUCAGUGUUCGACGCCGGAGAAAUCAGAGCGGAAUUCGAAAAGGCCGGCAUAAACCCUAGCUUCAUCCCCCUCAUAUGGAAGCGCGUGAUCGCCUCCAACACCGCCAUCGAAUGGGACCAAAUCCCAUCCCUACCCUCCGCCGCCUACCCUCUCCUCCACUCCAGAUUCAAACCCCUCACCUCCUCUCUCCACUCCCUCCUCCACUCCUCCGACCUCCUCACAUCCAAGCUCCUCAUCAAGCUGAAGAAUGGGUCACUUGUGGAGGCCGUGAUCAUGAAGUACGACACGCGUUUGGGGACGUACAACGGCAAGCCCCGCCAGGGCGGGCCCAGGUCGACCCUGUGCGUUUCGUCCCAGGUGGGUUGCAAAAUGGGCUGCAAGUUCUGCGCCACGGGGACCAUGGGUUUUAAGUCCAAUCUCUCAUCCGGAGAGAUCGUCGAGCAGUUGGUUCUCGCUUCUCGUGUCUCGCCUAUACGCAAUGUCGUUUUCAUGGGAAUGGGGGAACCGUUGAAUAACUAUACGGCGUUGGUAGAAGCAAUUCGUGUGAUGACAGGACCGCCGUUUCAUUUGUCGCCGAAGAGAAUUACGGUCUCUACGGUUGGGAUCAUUCAUGCUAUCAACAAGCUUCAUAAUGAUCUGCCAGGUUUGAACUUGGCAGUUUCUCUGCACGCACCAGUUCAAGAUAUUCGUUGUCAAAUAAUGCCUGCAGCUCGGGCUUUUCCCUUGGAAAAGCUUAUGGAUACGCUGAAAGAAUACCAAAAGAACAGUCAGCAAACAAUUUUUAUCGAGUACAUUAUGCUUGAUGGGGUGAAUGAUGAAGAGCAGCAUGUCCACCAGCUUGGCAAGUUGCUAGAGACAUUUCAAGUGGUUGUGAACUUAAUACCUUUCAAUCCAAUUGGUACUUUGAGUCAAUUCAAAACUAGUUGCGACCAGCGGGUAUCAAGAUUUCAGAAAAUUCUCAGGGGUACCUAUAACAUCCGAACAACAGUCCGUAAGCAAAUGGGUCAGGAUAUAAGUGGUGCAUGUGGUCAGCUGGUGGUUAACCAACCUGAUAAGAGGUCUAUUGAGAAUGCAAGUCUCUUAACUGACAUUGAAGAUCUUCAUCUUUGAUGUAGCCAAAAUCAUUUCAGGCUUGACAAUAGACCGAAAAUUUAGCCGCCAUGACCGCUACACAUGGUGGAGUCCUUCGAUGGACGAUUGCAGAAGAUCGAUCAUCUUUAGCCAAGCAUGUUUUAAAUGGUGUUGGUGAUUCUCUGUCAUUUGCAGACAGGCUCGGUGGUGUUAAGAAAUUCAAAAUGGUUCAUGAAUUAACUUUGAGGUUGAAGGGUUUCCUGUCAAUUUCUGAUUGGGCAGCGUGGCUUCUCAAAAGUGGGUUAUAUAUAACAAGCUCUUGAAUUCACCGCAGCCCAACCUCAUCUUUACUUGCAUUUGGAUUCAUAAGAAUUCCGUUAUUUGCCUUUUGUAAAUUUUGUGUGCGUUUAGUAGAUUCUAAGAGCUUUAAAUAUUAGAGAGAGAGAGAGAGAGAGAGAGAGAGAGAGAGAGAGAGAGAGAGAGAAAAGAACAUAUGAGAAAGAAAGAAAAUGUCUUAAAGUGUUGCUGCGGCCGAGAAAAUCAUUUUCAAUCGAAAAACAAAUUCGGAAAAAUUAGUGGUUUGUUGUUUGAA
This is a messenger RNA of Alnus glutinosa, 1762 nucleotides long. RefSeq lists its product as uncharacterized. NCBI's taxonomy places the organism in Eukaryota, Viridiplantae, Streptophyta, Magnoliopsida, Fagales, Betulaceae. Gene Ontology annotation, molecular function: RNA methyltransferase activity; iron-sulfur cluster binding. Bases 88 to 1209 code for a protein of 373 amino acids. The transcript is spliced from 7 exons. Gene Ontology annotation, biological process: tRNA methylation; rRNA base methylation. The record is from RefSeq and is a predicted model, not a curated record.